AUGCAAAGCGACGAGCCGCUCCGACGGAGCAGAAAGACGAAGCCCGCGCAAACGUCGACGACGAGCGGCUCGUCCGCCAUUCGUGACCUGCUGCGGGAUUUCUUCGAGCAGCAGCAUCGCAUGGACGUGCAGCGUCAAGAGACGAUGGAGAGGCAGGCGCAGGAGCGGCUGCUCUCCGAGGACCAGUGGCGGCAGGCGAUGCAGAGGAUAGAGCGGGAGAGGCUGAUGCUGGAGCAGGUGUGGAUGGAGCGCGAGGAGCAGAGGAGGGCCAGGGACGAGGAGAGGGCCGAGAGAAGGGACGCACUCCUGACUACCUUGUUGACUAGGCUCUUACAAGAUCUUUAG
Messenger RNA from Phragmites australis (common reed), 345 nucleotides. Its product is annotated as trihelix transcription factor GT-3b-like. The coding region runs from base 1 to 345 and encodes 114 amino acids. The record is from RefSeq and is a predicted model, not a curated record. The transcript has a single exon. NCBI's taxonomy places the organism in Eukaryota, Viridiplantae, Streptophyta, Magnoliopsida, Poales, Poaceae.